GAAUGUUUCUAUAUUUCUUCUGAUUUACUCGCACAAAUUUUUGGCAAGAAAUUCCAGAGAUGUAUUCUCCAAGGAAUGUUUACAAAAUUAUCGUUUUCUGUUUUUCUUUUCCGAGAAUUAAUUUUUAAAACGCUAAUAUUGCAAUGAAUUUCGGAUCGAGUCAAAUUUUAGUUUUAUUUUUCAAUUACAAAAUGAUAAGAAACGACUUGACGAAAUUUAUAUUAAGAUCUAUAUACAAAUCCAAGUAUUUAAAUAAAACAUACCCAAGAAUAAUUUUACUUAGCGAUUCAAAUUAUUAAUAAUCACAAUGAUAAUAAAUUAUAAUUGCAUUUUGAAAAAAAUUAAUCUACUUCUUUGUUAGACUGCAUAAAAAAAUGCUGUUGAAAAUGUGGAUGUCCAGUGAGCAGAUGAUCGUCUGGACGCCGCUCAUACGUUUCGCUUUGAGAUUUGCAGACAUGCCAAGCUAAAUUGUCUAAAUAUUUUGGCUACUGCAGGCUCCAUCAAAACUGUUCCAUACAACUGGCUGCAGCACGUACGUCAGUUCCGCUUCGUUCGUGAAAAGCAUUGAUUGCUGUCAAGUUGUUCCGCUGUCGUGUUCCUUGUAUCCUUUUGAGUUUUUUAGAAUGUCAAAUUUCAACAGCAUCGACAGCAAAGAUAGUUGUAAGUCUUUUUGCCGAUCAAGCUUUUCGAUAAAGAUGCAAAAUAGUCUAAGGAAAAUGAGGAAAAGCAUUCAAAAAAUUACUGAGAGUAUUCAAGAAGAGGAUAAAAAUUCGAUGUACAUCCUCCCCGAGCAACUGUCAAUUCUAACUUGGCGCACUGGCUUCUCCAAAGAUGAGAUUCGCAGAUUGUAUCGCGCCUUCAAACAGUUGUGUCCCAGGGGUUGUGUGAUGAUUGGCGAUUUGAUGUACGCGUACACCAAAUUAUUCCCGCUAGGUGAUUCGGCCAGGUACGCGCAGAUCCUGUUCAAUAGUUUUGACAGGGAUGGUGAUGGUAUUGUUAGCUUCAGCGAUCUUCUUGCAACUAUGACAUUGAUUAUCAAUGGUAAUGUGGACCAAAAACUUUCCUGGAUAUUCAGGUUGUACGAUCAGAAUGGGGACGGUUGCAUCACGAGACGAGAGAUGCUAGUCAUAAUAUCCGCUAUUUAUGAGAUGGCGCAGGACGCGCAAAUUAUUCAGCACAUAGUUGAUAGCCAAGUGGAUAGAUUCUUUGAGAAGAUGGACGCGAAUAGAGAUGGUGUGGUCUCUAGAGAAGAGUUCAUGAGCGGUUGCAAAAAUGAUACUAUUAUAUACAACCAGUUAUUUUCAUUUAAUAAAAUUUGGUGA
Messenger RNA from Cataglyphis hispanica, 1322 nucleotides. Its product is annotated as hippocalcin-like protein 4. Gene Ontology annotation, molecular function: calcium ion binding. The record is from RefSeq and is a predicted model, not a curated record. The transcript has 4 exons. Bases 624 to 1322 code for a protein of 232 amino acids. Lineage: Eukaryota; Metazoa; Arthropoda; Insecta; Hymenoptera; Formicidae.